Molecule: messenger RNA, 3423 nt
Organism: Prinia subflava (tawny-flanked prinia)
Lineage: Eukaryota; Metazoa; Chordata; Aves; Passeriformes; Cisticolidae
Gene: SOX21
Product: SRY-box transcription factor 21
Exons: 1
Coding region: 1-846 (281 amino acids)
Biological process (GO): cell differentiation; anatomical structure morphogenesis; positive regulation of transcription by RNA polymerase II
Molecular function (GO): RNA polymerase II cis-regulatory region sequence-specific DNA binding; DNA-binding transcription factor activity, RNA polymerase II-specific
Source: RefSeq, a predicted model, not a curated record
AUGUCCAAGCCGGUGGAUCACGUCAAGAGACCGAUGAACGCCUUCAUGGUGUGGUCGCGAGCGCAGCGACGGAAGAUGGCCCAGGAGAACCCCAAGAUGCACAACUCGGAGAUCAGCAAGCGCCUGGGCGCCGAGUGGAAGCUGCUGACUGAGUCGGAGAAGCGGCCCUUCAUCGACGAGGCCAAGCGGCUGCGGGCCAUGCACAUGAAGGAGCACCCCGACUACAAGUACCGGCCUCGGCGGAAGCCCAAGACGCUGCUCAAGAAGGACAAGUUCGCUUUCCCCGUGCCCUACGGGCUGGGCGGCGUGGCGGACCACGAGCACCCGCACGGGCUGAAGGCGGGCGGGUUGCAUGCCGGCGCGGCAGGCGGGCUGGUGCCCGAGUCGCUCCUGGCCAACCCCGAGAAGGCGGCAGCUGCCGCCGCCGCUGCUGCCGCCCGUGUCUUCUUCCCCCAGUCGGCCGCCGCCGCUGCCGCCGCCGCCGCCGCGGCCGCCGCCAGCAGCCCCUACUCCCUGCUGGACUUGGGCUCCAAAAUGGCCGAGAUCUCAUCCUCCUCAUCUUCCUCGGGCUCCGGGUUGCCCUACGCCUCCUCGUUGGGCUACCCCGGCGCCGGCGGGGCGGGCGCCUUCCAUGGGGCCGCCGCUGCCGCCGCCGCCGCUGCCGCCGCCGCCGGGGGGCACACGCACUCGCACCCGUCGCCCGGUAACCCGGGCUACAUGAUCCCCUGCAACUGCAGCGCCUGGCCCGGCCCGGGGCUGCAGCCGCCGCUGGCCUACAUCCUCCUGCCGGGCAUGGGCAAGCCCCAGCUGGACCCUUAUCCCGCAGCCUACGCCGCGGCACUAUGACCCGCGGCCGGAGGAUGCCCGCGCAGAGCUCCGGUGCCCGCCUGGGUGGCUGCCGGCGCAUACGUGCGGACGGGGAGCGGGGCGAGCCGCCGCCGGGGCCGCGGAGGGUGACCGGGGCAGGCGAUGGGCGAGCGCCGGGGCCGUGGCCGACCUGUUGCGCGUCCCCCGCCUGCUGCCCCGGGUAGAGCUUGUGUGUGUUGCAUGCGGUCUGUGCACAUAGCCCAGCUGAAACAGAAGAAGGAAAAAAAGAGGAAAGGGAAAAAAAAAAAAAAAAGGAAAAAAAAAAAAGAAAACAACCUAUCCGUCCUACCCCCUAAAGUGUGUGUUCGGGACAGACGCGGGGGCUAGCGCCCGUCCGCCGGCUCCGGCUUUCCCCUCCCUGGCUCACUCAGAACAGUCCCUCUGGAGCACCCCCGCCACCGAGAGGAGAGACGGGGGUGGCUGGGGGUACUGAGGCCCCGGCUCGGCACGGCAGAGCCAGUGCGGCCCCGGGAAAGGACGGGGUGGCUCUGUCCUUGGUUCGUAGCCCCUCGUGGGAUCCACGCAAAGAAGGAUGUUGGCGGUGUGGUAUGCAGCCCGUCCCGCUCCGUGCCCUGUCCCGCGUGGGUUUCUGCCCUUCGCUGCUACGGGAUGCUGAGAAGCGCGGGUCAUGAUUUCCAUAGGAUAAGACGCGUGACUCGGACCCCGUGUGUCUCCCCCCUCCCCUAAUUAAGUCUCGUCCUCAGACUGUAAAUUUGUAUAUCUCUGUGGAAAUGUUAGGUCUCGGAUGGAAAACUCUGUUAGUUACGUCGCCCACGGUCGAUUCAGUUUUAACCUGAAAAAAAAAAGAAAAAAGAAAAGGAAUGCCUUUCAAAGGGAAUAAAAAUAUUGCAAGACUGCUUAAGGAUUGCAAUAUUAUCUAAGGUUAAAUCAGACUUUUUUGUCUGAGUGAUAAUUAUCUAUUUAUUAUUUAGCUGAACUGAAACAGAGCUUUGCUUUGACAGAAGAGUAUUCUCAUUUAAAAGAAAGCCCGUCUCCCACCAACAUGAAGUGUUUCAUAUGUGUUUUGGAGUACUCUACCUGUUUAGCUUAUUUUAGAGCGACUGCAAUUCAAUUGCAAAUGGCGUUAAAAAAAAAAAAGUUUAGAGAAAAAAAUCCUUCAUCAGUUUAGAGUUCUUUUUUUUGGUUUACUUUUGUAAUGUGUAUAUUUUGACUAAUGUUUGUGAAUGAAGCUGGCUAACAUGUAUUUAGUUUCAUUUUGGCUUUAUGUAAUAUAAAGUGAAAAAAAAAUAAUUAAUGGUUUUAACAUUUACGUGUAAAUGGUUUUCUUGUGUGAUCUUCUAAUUUAAAGUUAGACGUCUAAACUAUAUCUGUAAAUUAGAUUCCGACUACCACUCUGUUCAUUUUUGAACAAAGAGUUUAAAUAAAGCCUGAAGCAGGGAAAAGAGAAAAUCCUCUAUUUCUUGUUGAAUUGCUGACAAGAUUUUUAUCUGAAUUGCCCUUACGUGCCUGGUCCAGGUGAGGUGUAAGGUAUCCUCUAAAGGCUGUCUUUGUUUCACUUUUGAAUAGAUUUACUAGGAAAUCUAAAUCAAGCCAUUGUUAUUCAGAGCCAAAAACCUGAUUUAUCACAUUUUUAAUCGUGAAUAGGAAAGAAGAUAAAAAAACCCCUAAGUUGUUUUAUUAUCUAAAAAAAAAAAAAAAAAAAAAAAGCAUUCAUGGGCCAGCUGAGCAGAGUUCAGUGAAUACACUGAGAGCGUUCACAGCAUUUCAUCGGUUUCCAGUAACGUUUUCAGAGUGGAAAGUUGCCUGACCACUUUAUCUGUUUAGCCUAAGAGCUUUGCCAUUUAAACCCAUGUAAUUUGUUCACCUAUCUGAGCAAUAUUACUGCUUUAUACCUGGAGUAUUUUUCGCGGGCCUUCCCAGUUGAUUGCUAACUAAAACUAAACACCCUUCUUUGCCUCUAAACGGCUUUUCCCAUUUGAGUGCCUGAAAAUGGUAUUUUCAAAGGGAAAUCCAGCAAAAGUCUGCAAGGACAUUUGCAUGCAGCAGGAAAUCAGGAGCAGGAUGAAAGAGUCUGUCCUUUCAGCAAGGGAAUUUGGAGCAUCUCACAACGUGAGGCAAUAAAAGGGAGCCAGUCCCCCUCACUGAGGUGGAAACCCCCGUCUCGUUUUAUAUGUGUGUGUGUGUGUGCAUGUAUAUGCAGUAUGUGUGUGUAUGAAGUGCAUAUAUUUUCAUUUUUUUCUCUAAAGUGGUUGAUUGCACUCCUAAUUGUGUCAAUAACAAUAGCUCCUGAGUAAAUGUCUUCCAAAUCAGUCUCCGCCUUGGAAUUACGUUCAAAAAGUGUGAAGUUUGGAAGAUUUGCUGAACAGUCUGUUCGUUUGACCCUGAUCCACUAAUUAAAACGAUCCUGCUUUUGUUAUUCUCCCAACGCUUUGCAAUAUUAUAAGUUAAUUCAUAUGGUUCUGAGCGAUUAUGCAAAACUAAUUUGGACUGUCCAGGGGUAAUUAUCCCUGACACGGUUAAUUAAAUCCUUUCAGAGCUCCGCCAUUCCCUUUUGUAGCAGCCCAUCACUUCUCAACACGGAACUUCCUGCUGCUU